Xiphophorus maculatus (southern platyfish) is the source of this 7239-nucleotide messenger RNA. It is a transcript of the gene arhgef38, whose product is annotated as Rho guanine nucleotide exchange factor 38. Gene Ontology annotation, cellular component: cytoplasm. Lineage: Eukaryota; Metazoa; Chordata; Actinopteri; Cyprinodontiformes; Poeciliidae. The transcript has 14 exons. Gene Ontology annotation, biological process: intracellular signal transduction. Gene Ontology annotation, molecular function: protein binding; guanyl-nucleotide exchange factor activity. The coding region runs from base 3057 to 5462 and encodes 801 amino acids. The record is from RefSeq and is a predicted model, not a curated record.
UUUCUCCAAAACUAUCAACUUUAGACUACAACGAUGACAGAAAGCGACAAAGAGCUUGCAAAAUUCAAAUAAAUUCACAAAUCACUUUAUACAUCUCAAUGGCUUGUUACAGCAACUCAGUGCAUUUUAGUGGGAAGUGCUAGGAUACAGGAACAGAACAGCCGCCAAGUAAUCUAUAUGUGUUUGCUCAGUGUUAACAAUAAUAUAAUACCGCUUUACAUUACUGAAAAGCUUAUUGACUCCAUUGCAUUUGUAAGUAUUGCAUUAUCGGGCCUUCUGCCACACCUAGUGGCACCUUAAAAAUCCUACAAGGCUAUUGUUGCCUUGUAGGAUUUUACACCUGCAAAGAUGUACAGUAGUUGUGGCAGAGAGAAUCCUACAUUGGCAACAUCUAUGCCAAUGCGGCAACCCAUUGGCACAGAGAAUUUAAAAGCUAAGUUCAGUCUUCUCAUUGAGUCAAACUCUUCCCUUGUAGGAUUUUACACUUACAAGUGAAACAUGUAGCUGUUUGUAUAAUAAGCCACAUCAAGAUAUUCAAUAACUACCUGAGCUAAGAUUUAAGAUCCCAUUAAAGAGCUUCAACUUUUGCCUUAAUCUCCCCCCAACCUACUCUUUUGUUCUCUUUUUUUUUGGAGGUUUAAUGGCCACAGUACAUCAUGAUCAAAGUCCACGCGUGUAUAUAUACCUUGGGCAAACACCCCACCCACUCACCUUGAUGUGCCUCUUUUAUAGUUGGUCACUCUUCAAACAAAUGAUGAACACAGCUUCCAACAUAGCUGCCAUAAAAGCUGAUUUAUCAAAAUCUUUCAAAUGUAUUUCAUUCAAGGAGCUUUGAGAAAAAUCUGUAGAGGUAGAUUCCAACCUAAAACUUGGUUUUCAUUACAUUGAACUAUAAGCUUAAUUUUGGGAUACUUUUUGGACCUUGGGGAUUUAAUGGGCCUUUUAAAUCUAAGUGUCUUUGUCUGCCUAGUUUAACUGGGUUUAGAAGAGUACGUCUCUGUCUUUCAGCAGGUGUAGCAAACUGCACUAUAUAUUAAACAAGAUGCUCAUGUAACUCCGUCAGCACAGAGCAAUUAUUCUAUACAAACAGAUUAUGCUGUUUUCUCUCUUGUAUGUUUCUUCACAGUGUUUGAUUCUGUAUGGCCUACCUAUACAAGUACUCCUUGGUGACUCAGUACUAUGAUUUGCUAGUGCAUGCAAUUUAUAUGUGCUUUCUAGAGGUGGAAAGCAGGAAAAUAAUGCCUAACAGCUUUGCCUAACAUCAACAGACAACAUGGACUCACAGUACUGACCGUUUCCAAGAAUGACCUUAGAAUCUGGCAGUCUUUCAUAAACCUGUGACACUACUGCAUGUGUGCUUUAUGUUUCAGCAUCGCAUGAAGAAAGGCUGCCUGAGGUAAUUACCUCUCCAGCUUCCUUCCCGCAUGUCUUGUACUGUUGCAUAAGUAAUAUGAUCUCCAGCUAAGCCAAAUUCUAUAUAAGACAGCAUAUAUAGCACUCUAAUAUGUAAUAAUGUUUCUAGGGAACAAUGCUGUUUGGAGAGUAAUAACAUAGCAUUGUCAAGGAGCGUCAAGGAGAAAUCCUUGCCUUCUCUUGAAUCAUUAAUGAGUUAUAUCUCGAAGGGAAAGCCCAGUCAGUUUCAACAUGGGCUUAACUUGGAUGUGGAUGACUUCCUGUCAGGCACUGUCCUGCCAACCCUGAAGAGUUGGAACAAGAAGAUGCUAAAUAAAUGGCUAACAUCCAGUUGCUUAAUUAAAGCUGCUGCUAAAAUGCUAAUUUAGGUUCAGUUACAUUACACCUUUAUUCACAGAAGGCAUCUAAAGGUAGAAGGCUUCAAGUGUUACCAGAAAUGCCAUACCCUAAGGAGAAACUUGAGUGUUGAUCAGUGAUGUAAAAUCUCUUUUUCGGACGAAAGCAAUUUGUGCAUGUAAUUUGAAAAUCAAAGUUCCAGAGCUGGAAGGUAGAAGGGAGACAGAAGUCAAGUUGCUUGACAUUCAAUGAUUCCCCUGUCAGAUAUGAUUUGGGGUGCCGUGUCACCUGCUGGUUGUUCGUCAACUGUCCAACUUCAGCAAAACUGUCUACCAGAAAAUCUUAGCGUACUCCACGGUCUCUUCUGGUGACUUUAUGAAGUUUGUCAUUUCUAGCAGUACUUGAUACCUGCCCACUCUGCCAAACAUAGUAGUACCUGAUUUGAUCACUAUGGCAUAGACUGAUCAACUGCAUGUUACGCUGCUUUGGUGCAGCAAGAGGAGGCCCAGCUACUGUAAGUACUGAAAGUGAUAUGCUGGUCAGCACGUGGUCAUACUUUGGAGGAGAGCAAUAUUUCUGUAUGAAAAAGGAUAUCUUGUUGGGGUUUCUUCUUUGUUAUAUUCUAAUUUCCUGGGGAACUGAAUGUUGGGUUUUAAUUUAGCUACAAGUCAUAUUAAACAAAAUUAAUAGGAAUAAACACUCAUAUGUAACUCUCUUUGUACUGUGUUUAUGAAACAUAAAUUUCACUGUUUGGAUUUAAUCAGUGUAAAUUAACUUUUAAAUAAAAUUUUAAAAUGGAAAGAUGCACCUGUAAACAUGUUUAUGGGUAAAUGCAUAGGAUUUCUAAAAAUGAUCUCAUUCUGUAUUGUGUAAAUAUGAAGCUGAAUUUCCCAGUGUGUUUUACAGCCAGGCCAUUUGCAUGACUACCUUAUUUAACUUCCUCAUCAGCAGUUGGCACCUAGUCAGUAAGUGAGAGGCAGUUUUUCUUUCCAUUUUGUUAAAGUGUAUGAGCAAGGAGAUGACCUCAAUAGUAUUUUCUUCCUUUAAACCCUCUAAAUAAAGGUAAGGUACAAAAUGUCCUUUUGGUGGGUAGAUGUGAUGGUCUAAAGAGAGGAAAGCCUAGGCACUAAGUGCAGAGGUGUGGCCCUCGUGACAGGUACAUGGGGAGGAGCUGAGCUACCUGUGCUCUGCAGGCAGUCAGGACACAUUGAGCAGUACACCUGUUGAACUUCCCAGGCAGUCUCUCUCUUUCAACCCUCCUGUUCUCUUUCACUGACCUGAGGAAAGGGGGACCUGACAGGCUCACCAUGGAUCCCAGGGAGGCCGGUGGGGGUGAGAAGGACAAGGAAAGACAGAUAAAAAGAAAAAACCGGCCUGUGUUCCUGCGGUACCUGGAGAGGAGAAAGACGGACACUAUAGUGGUCGAUGACAUGGCCAAAGGUGACAUCAACCUGGGGACGCUGGUGAGGAGGAGUCAGUCUGACAAGACGGAGUACAGCGCUAAAAUUAAAGACAAAUUGAUGCCACUUGACCUGUCAGCUCUUCCCUCUCCGGUGCUGGACGUGGAAGAGAUUUGGUCCAGGAAGAUGAGCCGCAGGGCGAAAGUGAUAAAAGAACUUGUGCAAACUGAAAAGGACUACCUCACUGACUUGGAACUGUGCAUCAGAGAAGUCGUCCAGCCUCUGCGAGUGUUACAGGUUGUUGACGUAGACCGACUUUUCACCAACAUGGAGACGGUGUGUGAGGUGUCUGCCGCUCUUCUUAACAGAUUGCACGUGGCCAUGUCUGACCCAGAUCCAGAAGCAGUCGUCAUAGGGGAAGUGUUUAUUCAGGCAAAGGCAGCUUUAGAAGAUGUAUAUAAGAUUUAUUGUUACCACCAUGACGAUGCCAACAUGUCUUUGAAAGCCUAUGAGAAGGAGGAACAGAUAAAGCAGCAUUUUACUAUAUGCAUCUUAGCAUUGAAAAAAAUCUAUGACCAAGAAGGAAAACCCAAUUUGUUGGACAUGGGCUCCCUGCUGAUCAAACCAGUCCAGAGGAUCAUGAAGUACCCAUUGCUUCUGGGGGAACUUUGGCAGGCCACCCCUGAAGACCACAUAGACUAUCUGCCCCUGCAGGAGGCGCUCACCGCUGCCAAGAUCAUAAAUGUUAACAUCAAUGAGUUCAGGAGACGGAAAGACAUAGUUAUGAAGUACAAGAGGUUAGAAAACGAUGAAGGCACGCUGAGGGGCAAGCUAAACAAGAUUAACAUCCACUCUCUCCGGAAGAAAGGAGACAGGUUUGCAGGAUAUCUGAAGAUUCUCACUGGAGUAGAACCACAGGUGAGAGAUGAAGUGUUUGAUAAGGAAGAGAAACUGUUCAGGAGUUUGGAAAAAGCUGUGAGGCAACUGGCCAAGAAUGUUAACUGUUAUGUGCAAUACACUCAGGAGAUGGUGCCUGUUGCUGUUCAGAACGUGAAGGACAUGGAAAACAUUAUUACGGAUCCAAGCAAAGCAGACACAAAUGGCUCGUCACACAAGAAUGGCAAAGAUCCUUAUAAGUACUUUAAAGAGCGAAUGGAGGAGUUGGUUCUGCUGCCCCUCACCUCUCUGCAGGGCAUGUUCACGGCUCCGCAGAAGCUCAUCCAGAAGCGUUAUGACAAGCUGCUGGACUACUGCUGCCGCUUGGAACGCUCCUCCUCUUUUGCUUCCUCAUCCUCCACCACUGUGUCCUCCACCGCCUCACCAGCAUCAGAUGCGCCUCCUGGUCCUGCCAAGAGAGACUAUGAAGCCAUCAAUGCUUUGCUAGUAGAUGAGUUGCAGAGGUUCAACAUGGCGGCUUAUACUAUCCUGACAAACUGCGUGCUGUGUCUGGUGGCCCUGCUCAGAGGACUGAUGGUUUGCGCUUUGGUUGGAGCUCCGGCUGUUCACCAGCUGCCUCCUCCAUUGUCAAACAUGGUUGAAGUGCAGAACAGCAUUAUGGAUGAGCUGAACAAUCUGACAUUUGUGAAGGAUAAUGCUCAGAAGUUAAUGGAGAGAAAAGUCAGCUUUGAGAGGCAACGAGACAAAAAAACAGUGGUGCAGGAGGUGCAGCAUCAAACAGAGGAACAGCGCGCCUGGCUGCUGGCGGAGUACCCACCGAACCGCCUCUACCAGCUGAAGAGGAAGUGUAAUGGCUGUCAGGAGCAGGACCUCAGCCUGCUGGAGGGAGAGCUGGUGGCCUUGUUGGAGGAUACAGACCCUUUAGGCAGCAGCAGCCGUUGGCUGGUGCACAACGGAGGUGACAAAGGCUAUGUCUACUCCACGUUCCUGAAGCAGUACAACCCUCUGAGGGACUCCCAGCGGGCAAACCAGAAGGCCAAAGAGCAGCAGCAGCCUCCUGUCAUCACAUAUGAGGACUUUGACGAUCUCAGCCUGUUUGUGUCACCCAGCAGCAGCAGCAUGCGUAGCCUCAGCCUGAACACCACAGACAGCAGCUCAACCCUCUCAGGUCUGCAGGGAGAGCUGGAGAACGCUGAAGAACCGGAAGAGUCGGUGGAUGAUGACACCCAACAGUAUUAUGCCGUUUAUGCAUUUCACGCACGCUGUGAACAGGAGCUGUCCCUGCAGGAGUACCAGCACGUCCGCAUACUCCAGUUCUGUGACCUGGGCGGAAACAAACAGUGGUGGUUGGCUGAGGCCAAUGGACAGAAGGGAUACGUCCCUGCUAACUACCUUGGCAGAAUGUCAUAUGCAUGAAUCUAGAAUGUAAAAAUGACAAAAAGAAAGCAAUAUGAAGAGUUAUGAUGUCAUACCCACCCUUUUUUUAAGUAAUGUCGUACAUUUUGGAAAUUUGGGAUUCAAAUAUUCUGUAACUGUUCAAGGUUACAUAUUUCUCCAUUUUGAGUUUAAUACCAAAGUCAUGAGAAAAUCAACUACAAGAGCAUGUUUAUUUCUGUGUCGCAACAGCUUCUAGUACAUUGUUUUAAAUUUAUUCAACAAAUGGCCCAUUUAAAUGGAGCCUGAGCAUGGUUAAUCUUAUUUCUUUAAGCUGUGUUGUGGAUUAAAGCCCUCCCAUGGCAUUAACAUUAGAAGCUGAUGUUUAAAACGCCAUCUGUGAUUAGUUAUUUGUCACCAUCCUUUAGUCAGAACAAGAUACUUUCAUCAGUUCCACAAAUAAUUUCAUAUUUUAAAUUGGAGAGGCACGAGAGCUUUGUGUGACACAAGAUCAGGUCAUAUUUUAAUAUGCAUCAAAUUAUACAACUUAAUUUUUUAUUUUUGAAAUAACAUUUCUCCACAUUGUCUUCAAAAGCUAAUUUGACUUGUUUGUAAGAAAACUUUCUAUUUAGUUUUUUUUUUACAUUUAAAGCCUUACACAAUUAUUGGCACUGCUGAUAAAAAUGUCAUUAAAAGUGCUAAAACAAAUGCCUAUUAUGGGGUCUUGAUUACCCCAAGAUACCACAGGUUUCUCCAGUACUCUAAUGAGCAAGCUUUGGAGUUCUAUUUUGCUCCAUCAUCCUCUUCACGCUGGAUGAUGGAAAGAUAAACCUUGUUCCUUGCCUAUCAUUUUGUGGUCAGACUUCCAGGUGUUUUAAGAUCUCUUUGAUUUACAGCCAAGUUUAGGCAGCUAGCUAUAUUGUUAUAAUUUUCAGAUUGGCAAAGACCAACACAUAUUCAGCUUAUGGCAUGUUCUCUUGAUAUCCAUUUGGAAGAAUAGAUAAAAUAUAUUUGGUAUCACAUCAGUCCAAGAAACAGAAAGCCAGGGGUUACCAAUUAAAAUUUUAAGCACCCUGAUUACCUAAAAAAAAGAAGUACAAUUUACCAAAAUGCUUUAGUUACACAUGCUUUAAAGGAUUUAUUAAGGGUGCCAAUGAGCAUAGUGCCAAUAACUCUCUAAAAGUAUAAAACUUGUUCACCACAGAAUAAAUGUACUCAAAGGAAAAGUUGGUUCACUGAUUUUAACUUUCAGAUGGAUAUUACAGCAAAAAAACAAUUUUUUUUUUUUUUUUUACAUAGACUGCUUGUGGUCCCAAUACAUGUAGAAAGCUCUGUAUGUGGUAACAUUUAAGAUCAGAACUAGUCAACAAUCAGAACAUUCUUUUUUAGACGAUAAAGCAAGAACAAGGUUUUUGUCUUUUUAGCAACCCCCCUAGAUCUGUUAACAUGUAGAAUUUCUGCAUUGUGAAUACUGAAACUGCACUUUCUAGAUGUAAAUGUUUUGCAGCCACCAUGUAAAACUGCUUUGUCUUUAUAUGAAUGUAGCGGGAGAGCUCACCGUUGGUAUUUAACCUGUCAUUUGGUUUGAAUGAAAGUUCAGAUGAAACUGCAGUGCACUUUGCUGAGCACCUUUUGUACCUCAGUGUUGUUAAUAUUGAAGUGAUACGAUCAUGAAGUAAUAUGUGUCUUGAUUUAGAGAUCAUUUAUAUAAAUGAAGAAAAUUAUGAAGAAUAUAUUUUAUGAUUUGUUCAAAAUGUUUUGAUUUGCAGGAUUCAUUUUUUUUUUUUUUGAAACAUUUAAUAAAUACAACUAAUUUCUA